Molecule: messenger RNA, 2812 nt
Organism: Alexandromys fortis (reed vole)
Lineage: Eukaryota; Metazoa; Chordata; Mammalia; Rodentia; Cricetidae
Gene: Rnase13
Product: ribonuclease A family member 13 (inactive)
Exons: 3
Coding region: 1115-1576 (153 amino acids)
Biological process (GO): defense response to Gram-positive bacterium
Molecular function (GO): nucleic acid binding
Source: RefSeq, a predicted model, not a curated record
AUUUGGCUUUAUUGGCCUACACUAUCCGACUGGUGAGGUUGGCUUCGUUUUGCACUCGGUAGGAUAGUUUGCCACUUUAUGUUCAUUACGUUCAUGGCAAAAGGAGGGAAAGACGAGAGAAUGCGGACCACAGGAGGAAGGGGAGAAGGCAGAGCCUCCACCCCGGCCGGGUGGGUGUUAUGAAAAUCCCAGCAGUGCCAGGUGGAUCGUUGCCUGUGUUCCCUACAGGACAACAGCUGCUGCUUCCUCCAGCCUGCACUGGGAGGGAGCUCGGGGUGGGGAGAGGGAGGCUGGACUUGGAUGAGUGCCUACCCUCCGAGCCAAGCCUUUCUUCCGGAGUUCCACACAGCCUCUCGAUACCACUGGAAAGCCCGUGGGAGAGUGUUUCCCUUCAGCCAGGAGCAGAUCCAAGUUCUGUCAGCCUGAUGUAGAUCCUGGGUAAAUAAGGGCAAGAGGCUCGUUUUAUAUUUGGAGAAAGUGAGACGCACUGCAAAGCUGGGGUCAGUUGUGGACUCUCUUCGGGUCUCUGGAUUCCCAUGACCUUUCCUGGAACAGCUGUGGGUUUGCAGGAGGCAGCCCUGACCGAAGAAUUUAGUGUAACCUAGGCUGGCUUGGAUCUUGCUGGGUAGCUGAGGGUGCCCUUGAACUCCUGAUCUUCCUGCUUCAACCUCCCAGUACUGGGGUUUCAGUUGUGUCCCACUGCAACCAACGCUCAGAAUCAAGCCUGAGACUGGAACAUGCUGCCAACUGAGAUACGUCUCCAGCUGCCAGCGCGCUAUCAGAGACAGGCAGACUCUCCACUCCUGUAUUUACCGUAAGGAGUGCCAGGAAACAAGGAACAUUCAGAAGCUUUUCUCACUCUGCGUAGCAGCCCAAGGACUGGGUGAGACAGACUCAGUGGUGCACCACCGGGGAGAACGGCUGGCUGGAGACGGAGGAGUGGGGGCCUUGAGCAAGUUCCUCGUCUUACAGGAUCUGUAAGUUACUGAGCAGUUCUUCCAGAAUAAGGGAGGCCCAAAGAGGAAACUGGAGAAUACUGGAAGCUCUGGGAAGGGUGGACAGUCUCUUCGGGCCUAACGUACCUCUCAUUACAGUAACUCUGCCAGCAGAAGGCAUGGCACGAGACGGGGUCUGGCUCCUUUGCCUCCAGCUUGUCCUACGUCCAACUCUGGUGACAGGCAUCAAGAUGGAGAUCGCCAUCAAGAACUUCCGCACCUUACACGUUGACUACCCCAGGAUUAACUACCCGAAGGGUUUCCACGGGUACUGUAACGGGCUCAUGGCCUAUGUGAGGGGCAGAAUGCAGGACUGGUAUUGCCCUAAGAUCCACUACGUGGUCCAUGCCCCCUGGGAAGGCAUUCAAAAGUUCUGCAGAAACAGCGAGAACUUCUGCGAGAACUUCAAUGAGUACUGCACGCUCACUCAGAACUCCUUCCCCAUCACCAUCUGCACCCUGGGUUCCAAACAGCCGCCAACCAGCUGCAGCUACAACAGCACCCUGACCAACCAGAGGCUGUACUUGCUCUGUUCCAGCAAGCAAAAUGCUGAACCGAUAGGCAUCAUUGGCCUCUACUAGGCUUGCCAAGCAGUCCCACCUCCGACGGGCCUGUACAUGCCACCCCAAAGCCUGUUCCCUUCUGAGGCAGAUCCCCGCCCUCCUCCAGGCUCUUUGCACCUUCUCAUCACCCCCACUAUGAGCCUCCCUCGCCCAGCAGCAGUGAAACCCACCCAAGAAGCUGCCGGUGUCCAGCUGGCAGAGCUUGUCCGUCUACUGGGCCAGAUCCCGACUUCUGGAUGGAGGCCCAGGCCCCAACUCCUGCCAUAGCAACAGGCACCCAGUCCCAGUAUUUCUCUCUAUUCCUGUUUCUAGUGUCAGCCUCCCCCACUUCCCUUAUAAUUCCUGCGCUCCUGGGAGCCUCCGGACGACCCCUAGGCUCACUAUCUCACUCUGCUCCCAGCCCCCUCUCUCUGUGAUCUUCCCCUCCCCACCUCCUCCCACCGUGGAGCCCAGUGUUGUCUCCCUGUUCUUCCGACCACUGGCCCACUGGUAGCCAUGCUGCCUACCUUAUCCCAGACUCUGCCUCCCACCUUCUUUCACCUUGGUCCACCAGUCUUUUCAAGUUCUCUUUUCUGUUCUUCCCAAAGUCUCUCGGUCCCCUUUCCCUGCCCUCAUCUCUACCCAACAUUUCCCAGACUCUGGGGUCUGUGCCACUCAGGUGGCAGAUGAAGAGGCAGACCCAGUUUCCAGUUGUGGAAAAACCACUGGGAGAAAUUGGGCACAAGGCUCAUGAGCUCCUUUCUGCAUUGCCUUCUUGUGAAGCUGUAAUAAUUUCCAAAUAAAAAGUUAAAAAAAACACAUUCAACUCCAUUGUGAUUCAAUUCCCUCCUUGCUUUUGGUGUCACCACCUCUGGCCACCCUUCACAACUGUUCUGUCGGAAGGACUAUGGAGUUGGGGGCAAGUGAAGUCCUUCAUGCUGUGAGUUCAAGGUCAGCCUGAUCUAGAGUUCCGGGCAUCCAAGCCAGCUAGGGCUUCAUAAGUGAGACCCUGUCCCCAAAACCAGAUCAAACAAACAAGCAAACAAAGAGAAAGAGAUUUGUGAUUUAUAACAGUGUUAGGCUUCCCUUCCUGGUUUUUAUCUAUCUCCCAACAAAACCUGGAUUCUAACAGACGAGCAAGUUGGGAGGCACAUUAAAGGCUCCCAGUGAUUAUCUGGGACAUGGUAAGUCAAACUAUACUCCCUUUGGGGAGGUAGAAGGAAUGGGGGCCACUGAUGUGUGAUCACAGUAAGCGAUUUUUUUCUUCUUCUGCAU